Molecule: messenger RNA, 399 nt
Organism: Kwoniella botswanensis
Lineage: Eukaryota; Fungi; Basidiomycota; Tremellomycetes; Tremellales; Cryptococcaceae
Exons: 1
Coding region: 1-399 (132 amino acids)
Source: RefSeq, a predicted model, not a curated record
AUGGACCUACCGGCCAACCCCUUGUUUAUCGAUAACUUCCCUUCCACUAUCGAUUCCUACUCGAUCAAAAGCCUGCCGAACCCAAAUCCCGAAACAAUCAAAACCGAUUGUACUGGUCCACAACUACGGGCAAGUAUCAUCGAUAGAUUCAGAUGUAACGCCACCAGUCAAAAUGGCACUACUGGUCCGAUCGACGUUCAAACUAGGGAAUGGUCCAACUUGUCGAAGCCUGAUGAGGAGAAACUGUAUUCGUACAGAUACACUUGGACGGCUGGCUCUUAUGGUGGGCCAAAGAGGAGACCUCUCGCAUGUUUGGAGAAUAGUGAGGAUCAGAUUGAUCAGGAGGUAGCGGCGAGGAUUAGGGCACUAAUGAACCCGAAAAUGUUGACUGAAUCAUAA